Molecule: messenger RNA, 3005 nt
Organism: Daktulosphaira vitifoliae (grape phylloxera)
Lineage: Eukaryota; Metazoa; Arthropoda; Insecta; Hemiptera; Phylloxeridae
Exons: 2
Coding region: 139-2055 (638 amino acids)
Source: RefSeq, a predicted model, not a curated record
UUUCUGAUUUCUAUAUUUUUGCUUAUUUAUAUGCUGAGACUAUAAAUACUAAAUGUCGCAUUGUUAUUAGUCGUUUUUAUAAAUCUUGUAUCAUUUUUGUCAAUAAUUAGCAAAUUCGUUUAUAAUUUUGUGAAUAAUAUGAAUAUCAUCAUAAUACUGAACGCAUUAGUUCUUAUAAUUAAUUUUUUCCAUUUUUCACAAACGGAAGAUUUAUCAGAACUACCCAAUGGACUUAUAAUGAUGAAAGAAUAUCUUUUCUGCGAUGACGAUGAUUUUUUUCUAGCAAACCUAGACAAUGGCAAAGUUACAAUGAAUCAAUACUACGUGGCAAUGCAAAACAGGGCGUAUAAAUAUUUAUAUUUGUUAUCAUAUUAUUUUCAUCAUAUAGUUAUAUUUUAUGAUGUAGAUGUAGUAAUAAAUUCAAUAGACACAUGUUAUAAUAUCAUUGUUGAAUACAUGAAUCAUCACAAUAUACCAUCUAUAGCUCAUUUGAAAGAGAAAUUACCACAGCGUAACAAACGUGGUAUGACACUUCUUAGAGAUGUUCAAAAAUCAUUAAUGGAAUUUAUGACUUCAAUUAGUCGUUUAUUUGUUUUUUAUCACAAAAACACUAAAUCAUUUGAGAGUGUAAAAGAUAAUGAUAUUUUAAAAAAAAAAUUCUAUACAAAUGUAAAUUCCGGAUUAUUAUUUAAAGGUAUACUCAAAAAAGGUUUAGAUUUUCCAUUUAAUAAUAAUAAUGAAUUUAUUCAAUUGAACCAGUAUUUUGAUGCUACAUUUAUAAUUAUCGAAGUAAUAAGCGAAGAGUACCGAUUAACGAAUUUAUUAGAACUACCCAACGGACUUAUAAUGAUGAAAGAAUAUCUUUUCUGUGAUAAAGAUGAUUUUUGUCUAAGUGACAUAAACAAAGGGAAAGUUACAAAACAGCAAUACUACGUGGCAAUGCAAAACAGGGCGUAUAAAUAUUUAUAUUUGCUAUCGUUUUAUUAUAAAGUUAUAGUUUCAAAAGGCAAAAUAAAAAUACUGAUAAAAAAUAUACACGACUGUUUGAAAAUCGUUAUCAAUUACAUGAAACACCACAAUGUACCCAUAUCAGAUUUGGAAGAGCAGUUACCACAGUUUAAUGAUCCCAGUUGUAUAUAUUUGGUCGAUGUUCAAACAUUAAUAAUGAAUUUUAUGAUUUCGAUUAUGGAUUUAUUCGUUUUUUAUGACAUAAGCAACAAAAUAUUUAAGAAAGCAAAUGUUGAUGAAAAUUUAAAAGAAAUACUUUGUGAAAAUAUAGAGUCCGGAUUAUUAUUUAAAGGUAUACUCAAAAAAGGUUUAGAUUUCCCAUUUAAUAAUAAUAAUGAAUUUAUUCAAUUGAACCAGUAUUUUAAUGCUACAUUAAUAAUUAUCGAAGCAAUAAGUGAAGAGUACCGAUUAACGAAUUUAUUAGAAUUACCCAACGGACUUAUAAUGAUGAAAGAAUAUCUUUUCUGUGAUAAAGAUGAUUUUUGUCUAAGUGACAUAAACAAAGGGAAAGUUACAAAACAGCAAUACUACAUGGCAAUGCAAAACAGGGCGUAUAAAUAUUUAUAUUUGUUAGCUUAUUAUUAUAAUGUUAUAGUUUCAUUAGGCGAUAUAAAAAUAAUGAAAGAAAAUAUACACGAAUGUUUGAAAAUCAUUAUUAAUUACAUGAAACACCACAAUGUACCCAUAUCAGAUUUGGAAAAGCAGUUACCACAGUUUAAUGAUCCCAGUUGUAUAUAUGGGGUCGAUGUUCAAACAUUAAUAAUGAAUUUUAUGACUUCGAUUAUGGAUUUAUUCGUUUAUUAUGACAAUGAUACUAAAUCAUUUAAGAAAGCAAAUGUUAAUGAAAAUUUAAAAGAAAUACUUUGUGCAAAUAUAAAGUCCGGAUUAUUAUUUAAAGGUAUAUUCAAAGAUGGUUUAGUUUUUCCGUUUGAUAACAAUAAAAAUACAAUUAAUUAUAACUAUAAUUUUGACCGUGUAUGUGAAAUGAAUAAAAAUGCUGCAAUAAUAAUUAUCCAAGACAUACAGAAUGAGUACAAAAUAAAAUGAUCAUAAAUAAUUUCUUGUAUAAGUAUUAUGAAAUAAAUAAAUAAUUAAAUUUUAUCACAAAUGUACAUUUGUCAUUGUCAUAAUUUUGAAUUUUAGUUUAAUGAUAAUAAUAAUCGAUUAUUUCGUAUAUUAUGUUAUAUAAAUUUCUAUUAUAUAAUCAAUAAGUAUUUCAUGUUAAUUUCACCUAAACAAGUCGAAUUAGUAGUAUAAACUAAUAAGAAUUUUACCUAAUGUAUACAGGUGUAAAAUACGUUUAUCAUUUACUCACAAAAUAAAUACAAUAUUGGAGAAAAAAUUUCGUUUUAUUGUGGUUACAUAUAUUUUCUACAUAACUUAUAUAACUGUUGAUGGAUACAUUCAUUAUGUCAGAUGAUAACGCACGCGAUCGAUGUGAAAAUCCUUUGAGUCGUAUUGUAUGUGGUGCUGUUACUAUUUUGGCCCUUGUCAAAGUGUUCCAUAAGGUCUUUUUCGUGCAUAAUAGUUUUUUUAUACAUAGACAAUCGCCCUAUCGAUUCGCGUGUACCUUAGUACGCAAAUAUAGUAAAUUCGCCCUGCGACUCUCGCCAUAUCAUCGCCUUGCGAUUAACCACAUCCAAUUGUAUCCACCAUUUUGUUGAAAGGUUAUUCAUUCCGGAUCAGUUCAUUUGUACAACUUUUAAGACUACAGCAAUUGAUAAGUAAUUAAUUAGUUGUCAUUAUCUUAUUACUUUUACAUAUAUUACUAUUUAUUUGUCUUUGCGCCAGUGUGGCAUUAGUGUUAAGUGCCUCCCCCCUCUACCCCAUUAGUACAUAAAUAAGAAUUUAUGAUUUAUGUUAAAAAUACAGUUUAUUGUUUUAUAUUCUUUCAAUUAAAUAAUAUAAUAAUAAUAUAAACUCAUUUAUACAGUCCACUCCCUACUUAUUUCUCCUGCAUGAUAUAGAUACUCCAGAAACGAACAGUAACUAACCCG